Messenger RNA from Haliaeetus leucocephalus (bald eagle), 401 nucleotides. RefSeq names its product WD repeat, sterile alpha motif and U-box domain containing 1 (gene WDSUB1). Gene Ontology annotation, molecular function: ubiquitin-protein transferase activity. Gene Ontology annotation, biological process: protein ubiquitination. The transcript has 2 exons. NCBI's taxonomy places the organism in Eukaryota, Metazoa, Chordata, Aves, Accipitriformes, Accipitridae. The coding region runs from base 30 to 401 and encodes 123 amino acids. The record is from RefSeq and is a predicted model, not a curated record.
UGUGUCUCCUGUAACACAACUCCUAAUUAAUGCAAGGCCUAACCUCUUUGCCGUACAUGUCUGUGUUGUCCGCUUCACAUACAAUUAACUUUUCAGAGUCUCUAGGCCUGCGCAGUAAAGUCCUCCAGAAAAUUGAAGAAUUGCGGAUGACAAUGAUCUCUGUUUCUGUUACUAUCCCUGAUGAGUUCUUGUGCCCUAUAACAAGGGAGCUUAUGAAGGAUCCUGUCAUUGCAGCAGAUGGCUACUCCUAUGAAAAGGAAGCAAUGGAAAACUGGAUCAGCACUAGAAGACGAUCUAGUCCCAUGACAAAUCUUCCUCUCCCCUCUCUUAUGCUUACACCAAAUAGGACACUAAAAAUGGCUAUCAGUCGCUGGCUGGAGACUCAGCAGAAAGACAGUUAA